CUCCCGCCGUGGUUCGCGUUGAUAAAAGAUUCCCAUCGGGCGUUCUCGCGCUCAGUAGUGAUUCGGCCGUGCACAGUGUUAGACGUGGAAAACCUGGAAAAUCUUGGAAAACCUAGGAAAGUAGCAGCAACAGCUAGAUAGCCCCCUAGGCAGCAGCAAAGGAAACUCCCCACCCUCUCCAAGCUUUUUGGCAAGUUUUGUAGAUGUAAGGUUUUUUUUUUCCUGUUUCGGGUGAUGGUGAAAUGCUAUGGGACAGGAAUGUGAAUAAGUUGCAAUUGUUUAUGCGUUUCGCAGAUGUGGUCCAGCCGUCGUGAGUGAAUGAAAGUGUAGUAGACUGAGGUCAGUUCAGCAGUGCCAACUUGGAUUGGAUGGAAUUUUGAUGGAGACGGAUGGUGGUUUGUGAAGUUAACGAAAUCGAAAGCUGAGGGAAAACCAGCAAGAAGGAUUUACAAGAGUGCUGAAGUUGGAGGAUUAGAUGUAAUUGCCUUUUGAAGAGGAUCUUGAGAGGGGGAAGGCAGAAAGUGUGCUCUCUUUAAGAUUAAGACGGAAUAAAUUGAAGAAUUUUCCGGUUCAAGGGGCGCUCUUUAUUGCAUUAUAUUAAAAAAAAAUGAUGGGAAAUGUUAAUCGCUAUUGCGGGAUCCAGUAAUUUCUGAGUGGAAUGGAGUGAUGCUUAAGUGAAUUUUUCAGAGGAGUAAAAAAAACAGCAAAUGAUCACAAACAGUGUAUUUUGUAUAAAUCAAGAAACGUAAUCGGACAAGUUUUUUUAUCGAUAGGUGAGAAGUGACCGAGAGUGAAAGCUUUUCGCUGUUGUACAUAGAGGCCUCCCACACGAUAUAAAUGUGCUAAUGAACGGGAAUUCCAACACUUCGCCCUGCUCAGUCCCCCAAGAAGAAACCCGUAGCCUGCCUGGAUCUCCGUCAACAGACAAGUUAGUGUCGGUGUCGUCCCCACUCAUGGCCUACUAGAGGAGGCAUCCGUAUGUGUGUAGUACGACUGAAGCGGCGAUCGUAGAGCAAUCCGUCGUCGUGAGCAGCUCUUUAUGUACAAUCUGUUGAAUGUUUUUCCCAAACCGCACACACAAGAAGCAGCGGUGGCACCCAUUUCCACCCGCCAAGUGAGAGAAGAUAUUCGCCCGCGUGUGAGAGUGCCCUUUCGCACAUGCAAAACUACCUAAACGGGGUGUGAAAUUCCUCGAAUCCUUCGGUGGGUCAAUAAAAUGAAGAAAAUUUGUGCGCUCCCAAGGAAAACCACCCAAACAGGACGAGUUAUCUGCUUUAAGUGAAUUUUGUACAUUCAAAGGAAUUACCCCAGGAGGCAAUUCGGACGAAAUACAGGCGACAGCAGACCUCUCACAGGGAAGGAAGAAAAUGCAAAGGUCAUGAAUUGCGAUAAACAAGUGCUGCACUCUACCGGUUGAACCUGGCUUGCUACCUGCAUAAGGAAGAAGACGACCCGUUCAACGAAACGAAAUGCACAGUCACGAAAUUGCUGUGGAAGCUCAUCAUUGUGGUCGGGGUGUUCGAAUCCCGCCAACCUCCAACGAUAACGGUUGGAACGAAUGAGUUUUUUUUCGGGGAGUAGGGUUCGCGAUUGUCGAAAGUGAUUCCAGUUCGUGAACAAACCUAGGGUUUGGCAAAACAAAAGGCAUAAAAGCCUACUUGUAUAAUCGAGAUUAGAUCGUGGAACGGUGUCGUAGUUACCAUUUUUAGUCGAGUUCUGCAAAGAAAAGCUCAAAGCAUAGAAGCAUCCGGUUGCUAGGAUUAGUAGUGCAAGCCGUAGUUUGUGAGUGCGUUCGUGUGUAAAUACAGAGAGAUCCAAAGAUCCAAGAAGAAUUGCUGAGCUUCGCUCUCGGCAGAGGAAGAAAAAAGAGCAUCCCCUUCAACGACAGGCACAAUGAGCUUCUUCAGUUCACUUCAGCAGUACGUGACAAGUGGCGUGGCCGGGUUGGGGCUGAAUCCCCGCCGGUUCUCGUUAUCGAGGCAGGAAUCCACCGAGGCCACCACCCCGGCUGCCAGUCCCAGUCCGAUGAUGAGCUCCGCUGGAAGCUCGAUCGGCAGCUAUGGGGCCAUGGGAGGUUCGGGUGGAGUCGGCAUGGGAUCCGGAGCCACAGGAGGACCAGCUGCACUGGGUUAUCCAAAGGUGGUGACACCAUCCGGACCCGGAGGCUCAAUAGUCGGACCAUCGAGUGGUUCAUCCGUGAGCAGCGGAGGAACAGUUACCAGUGGAGUCGGAACGGGAAGCAGCACAAACCUGACAGUGGCCGGAGCUGCCGGUGCCACCUCAGCCGGGGGAGGAUCCGGUGGCGCAGGUGCAGCCGGCAAUGUCUCUCCAAUGCGUCGGCAAUCGUCCGCUCGGGGCUUGGACACGUUGGUACCCCCGGGCCGCACCGGUUCCUUCCGGGGUCGCAACUCACCCAAUCCGACAUCGCCAAACAAGCCCUGCUUCUCAGUGUGGAAGCGGCGACCCUCCUGGCCAGAGGUCGAGAUUAAAUCAUCGUCCGGUCGCCGCCACCGGCUGUCCCCUGCACCGCUGCUCGAAGUGCAAGGCGAGCUGGCUCCGGCCAUCACCGCCGAGGAAAAUGCAGGCGGCUUCAAAGAGAUUGUCUACCGGUUCGACAAAAUGAAUCCGCCCUAUAACAGUGUCGUUAGUGCCAAUAACAAUAGCGUCCAGGAGAAUGACGGUUCCUAUUUCGAAAGCUUCACUGCCCUGUCGUGGAAGAACGAAAACCGACGGAUGUCGGCGGUCCGAGCGGUGGAAACCCGCGCCGAGGUGCUGCCGGAAAACGAUAACGACCGGCUGCUGGAGGACGACAUCGAACGGUCCGAGCAGAAGGAGCAUCUCUAUCUGGACGUGCUGUACGCGAUUGCCAAUACGGUGGGCGCUCCCGCGCCAGGAGGACAGUACAGCGAAAAGAAGUGGCUGCAAUUUGCACACUACAAGGAGGAGAUGUACCUGCAAGCCCAGCGGGUGUUCAACGUAUCCGCCGAUCGGCACUACCGGUUGCUGCACGCGGCCACCGAGGAAAAGCCCAAGAUUAUCGUGCUCACAGUCAUCGUCCAGGAAGCGGACGGGCUAGAGGCGAAGGACGCUAACGGUUUCAGCGACCCGUACUGUAUGCUGGGCAUACAACCCUCGGGGACACCUCCACCACCUUCGCCGCAGCCACCGAUGACUCCGCGGACGCUCUCCGACACCGGCAUGGACAGCUUGGAUUCGCCCGAGCACGGGAAGCUCCGGAAACACCACAGUUUCCGGCUAAGUUUCAAGCGUAAGGACGGCCGCCAGCAGCGCGAUUCGGUAGGGCCUGUGCCGGCCAAGUUCAUCCGGGCGACCUCGGUCAAACCGCACACCCUGAGCCCGAAGUGGCACGAAAAGUUCAAAUUUGACAUAGACGACAUUCACUCGGACAUUCUGCACCUCGACAUUUGGGACCACGACGACGAAAGUAGCGUGCUAGAUGCUGUUUCACGACUGAACGAAGUUAGAGGAGUUAGAGGAUUAGGUAGAUUUUUCAAACAAGUGUGCCAAUCGGCACGCCAGGGUUCGCAGGACGACUUCUUGGGUUGUGUUAAUAUUCCAGUCUGUGAUAUUCCUUCAACCGGUUUGGAGGGUUGGUUCAAGCUGGAAGCACGCAGCAGUCGCAGUUCAGUGCAGGGCCGUAUUCGGCUGAAGCUGUCCCUCUCGACGCGGGAGGAUCGCGGUAACUCCGAGGAGGACAACACGCUGGAGGUAAAAAAGUUCGAACGGCUGCAAACGAUCUUCAUGAUGCAUGAACUAAAUGGUUACGAACCGGCGUGGAAGUGGAACGGUGAACUGGCAGGUCCAUCGCUCACCAUCCUGCAUCAGAUAGCAGUCCAGAGCGAUCUGUCCGACAUGCAAAUCUCACUGGCCAAAUUGGUAGCAAUCAUCCGGAUCAAUCGAAAGAAACCUCUGGACACCAAAUUCAUUCACCGGCAGUUGAUCGAAGUCGACAAACUAUGGGUAAACAACUACAGCAACGAACCACUGACCCGCGAAUUGGAACAGUGGCUAGCCGAUGCGCUCAACGGUUUCGUCGAACGAUCGCUCAGUCACAUGCGACGUCAUCGGGAGGUAUUCCCGGCGAAGCAUCCACCCUCCCUCGUUCGGUUAGAGUUCCUGCUGCGGUGUCUUGGACUUUUGGGCUCGAUGCGAGCCUUCCGUCAGGUUAGCCCCUUCAGCAAAGGCGUCCGAGGCGAGAUCGUCGGGGCGCUUAGAAAAGGAUCAAUUACGUGGUCACAGGCUCAACUACGGGAAGCCACGCGAUCGCCGAACCCUCUGGUACACUACACUACGAUACUGGUCGCGGAUCUGCAGCUUGGACUCGCUUACUACCAUACGUUGUUCGAUUCGACUAACGGCAUCCAGUACUUUAGUAUUGUGUAUAAACAGUUUGACGCUCUGCUUGGAGAGGAAGUCACCAACCGCAUCGAGUCCGGACAAAUGCCAGGUUCCAUAGUUAAUCAUUGGACUAUCCUGGAUAACGAUCGGGAGCCGGACACCGCGCCGUUCGAGAUCUACUUCGCCCUGCAAGAGUUCCACAACAUGAAGUCCAACCUGUCGGUAACUCCGCAACCUCCGGAGAAACCUCUCGGUCUGCAAAACUUCCACGAGUGGUUUGAACCUGCUGUCCAGCGAUGGAUCUCGAUCAGUAAAACGAAAGCGAUCCAACGAAUCAAGGCUGCCGUCAACGUCGACACCCUUUGCGAAGGGGAACGAAUCGUACGGCACAGUACGUCAGCGAUCGAUACGGCUUCCUGCUUCUAUCAAAUCAAAGAGUUUUGGAAGAAUCUGGCUUGGCCAGAGCCAGGCUCGGGUGCGCAUUAUGAAGCGUUGAUCAUCGACCUGGUUUGUACAACGGCGAACGUCUACUCCGAUCUCAUCCACCAAAAUCUGAGCGAGAGUGGAUACUACGAUAAAUCCGGUCCUCAACGAACAGCCGACGACAUGUGCGUGAUCGUCAACAACUUAGAAUACGUCAGGAGAGCAUUGUCCGAGUUUCAUCCCACCACACACCACCUAUCGGAAGCUGCUGAAAAUCUGCUGGAGAAUACCAUUGCUCAACUGGAGAACAAAGCUGAUCGAGUUCUUGGAAAACUGACGGCUUCGAUGCAAAGUCCACUACAAAAAGCCGUCUUCCAUUUGGCUUGGUCGCCUGACUCUUUGCCCGCUAAUCAGGCCGUCAUGCCGCUGCUAGAAUACCUAGAUUCGCAUCUGGCAACACUGAACGUGACGCUUCUGUCGCAGAACUUCUACCGUGCGAUGAGCUUGAUCUGGAACAAUGUCCUGACGGAGUUCGCCAAACAGAUGGACGCCGGCGGAGAAGGCGACAAGCCGAGUAAUUUCCACGAUCGUAUGUACGGAGCGUUGCAGUUACUCGGAGAGUUCUUCAACGCCGAAGGCCUGGGACUACCGCCGGAGAUCCUGCAUAGCGAUCUGUAUUGGCGUGUUGCCCAGCGGUUGCAGUAUCACAAAACUGAUACCGAGCAGUUGAUCGACCUGUUCUACAUGCAGAGACUGCAGGAACAGCUGAACACCGUGGGGCCGACUUCGUUGGGUAGUUUGUCGGUGAAGGCGUACUUCAACCACGAUUCGCUGUGCGUCGAGGUGCUGCACGCCAAAGAUGUCAUCCCGCUGGAUCCGAACGGAUUCAGUGAUCCAUUUGUGAUUAUCGAGCUGCUCCCCAGGCGGUUGUUCUCGCACUGUUCGGAACAGCAAACCAAUGUGCAUAAGAAAACGCUCAAUCCCGUGUUCGACGAAUGCUUCGAAUUUUCGGUCACGCAAGAACAAUGCCAAGCCGAGGUGGCCAUGAUCGUGUUCACCGUGAUGGACCACGACGUGCUGACGGCGAACGAUUUUGCUGGUGAGGCGUUCCUGGCGCUGAACAACAUCCCCGGCGUGGGUCGGGCGUUCAACAUGAACAUCGACAACUUUGACUGCGUGGCGCAAAUGGAUUUGCCCCUGCUGGAAAUGAAGGACAAAAGUCACCCGAUUUUGCUGAUCUUGGAAGGACGAGUUAACGAUAAGAAUGCCAUGGAAUUCGUGCGGAAACAGAAGGCUCGCGUAGUAGGCUAAGUCAAUCAUAUAGUAACCAUAGAAGUAGCGGAAACCAUUAUGUCAAUCAUAUGAAAAUACACUUUAAUUGUAGUAGUGAGAUGAUAAGCAUAACCUAUGAAAGUGAGAAGAACAAUGCUUUCAUAAUCGAUCUUAUUCGAGCUAAUCUUGCCAACAUGCUGAUUUCGCGUGAAAAUCAAACAUCUAGAAUUUAAUCUCACGUGAGUAAAACAAUGCCUUUCACUUGAUAAAUCACCAUCUGCGUAAAUCUGCUCAUGUGUGUCAAUGAAACAAAAAGUUUAACUUGUAGAUCCUUUCCCGUACACAGAACACGACCACCUUUAGAACGUAGUUGAUAUCAGCUAGGUGUGUGCGAUACACCAUCCCCAGAAACAAUGGAAAACAGCACAAAUAGUCACACAACUACUUAGAUCCUAUCAGUUAUUUUCUACAAAAAUGAGUAUUUUUAUAUCAGACUGUUUAUUUGGAUGCUAUUUAUGGAUCAUCUACCGUUAAGUUUUAGCUAACGAGUAAACUAAAACCAACUGUAAACUAGCCUAGUCUUGUACAUUUGAAUCUUUGUAUAAAAACUAACAAUACAAACAACUUUAGAGAUGCUAUACAUAAGUUCAGAGAUGGCAUUUCACCGUAGCGAUUCACUGCGGCGUCAGUUUAUCGACCACACUGGGGAUAAGAACAUUUUUCACCACACCAAGAAGCCAGUUUCUCUUGUUUUGGGUGGUGGGGAGACCAAGCGCUAGUGCGUGCUCUUGCUCGUCCGCCUUGGAUCGAGUGUGGCUCACUCUUUCGCGCGCAUCGCUCUCCGGCGCUCUCCCGUGUUUUCACCCAGCAGUCACCGAGUCACCACCUUGGUGUCACCGGGGCGAGAACUCUCCGGUGUUUCACCGCAGCGCGCACUCUGGCGCAAAAACCUCACUGGAGCGCACAGUGGGAUCAUUCUGAUAAAAGACGAUCAAAACCUCUAAGAGCGGUUAGAUGACAUUUUAGCACAUAGGUGUCUUUGGAAGAUAUGUUCAGAAAAAUCUUCUCUAUUUUUAUGCAUAUUCACUGUAGGAUAAAACUGUAGGGUGAACCCGAGCAAAAAAAUAUUUUUUUCAAGAUAAUUUUUAGAGGGUAGAUGUCUUCAGCAAAGUUGUAGAACAAGUAAUUUCAAGUAACUUUGCUGAAGACACCAUAUAGCUUGAACUUCAUUUUCAUGGAGAAAAUAUGACAGUUUAAAAAACAACUUCAAAAUCAGUUUUUUGAACUUUUCCAUGAUUAUAUCAUAAAAUAUCAACGUGAUAUGUUCUACAAGUUUGUAGGUACUACUGCAAUACACUAUCUUGCUGAAGACACCAACUCUAUAAAGUUGAAAAUUGCUCCAAUAAAUCAUUUUUUUUCACUAUUUUCACUAUUGAAUAUUUUUUGAAUAGGCACUUUUUGGCAGCCGUGCUAUCAAAAUUUCAAUGCUUUAUCAUGUCCAGAAUAGACCAAAAGUGACUUAACAAUCGGGUCUGAUAAGGCACUUUGAUUUCUGAUGCUAUUUUAAUAGUCAUUUUUCAAAGAAAAUAUUCACUAAUUUCAUACAAAUCAUUUAAUACAAACUGAAAACUCACGAAAACUUUUCGACAUUAAUAUUUGUUAAUCAAAAUAGUAUUCUUGUUAAAAUAGUCAACAUUUCUAACACUUUGGUUGACUUUACAUUGAAUACCCGACAAAAAAUAUCGCUUUUUAAAUUUCUAGAUGAGUUAAAAACUCACUAUUAAAUAUUUUUUGAGUAGGUACUUUUUGGCAGCCAUGCUGUCAAAAUUUCGAUGGUUCAUUAUGUCCAGAAUAGACCGAAAUUGACUUAACAAUCGGGUCUGAUAAGGCACUUUGAUAUCUGAAGCUAUUUUAAUAGUAAUUUUCAAAGAAUGUAUUCACAAAUCUCAUACAACCUUUCGAUAUUAUUUUUAGCUCAUCCAAGUAGUAAUUCUGAAUAAAAAAAAACAGGUUAAAUAAAUGUAGACUAUUUCAACUGUUAGUGUCAUUUAUUUUGAACUACAAAUUUUGAAAGAGGGAAAAGGCUCUUUGAGUGAUUUUCUCACCUACGAAAUCUUUCUCAAAAAGGCACAAAACCUUUUUAUGUUUUCAAAAAAUCGUUAUAAUAUAAAUUUAAAACUAAAGGCUCAUCCGGAAGAGUAUCCAUCAUCUGUAGAGCCUUUUUAACCACUGCGUCCAUUAUAUAGGAAUAUUGUUGUAAGAGUAUCCAUAAUCGAGCCGUGAUCUUGAUGCGGAUUUGUCAAGGGAUGAACCAAGGUAAUAUGUCUACGACGAAGGAAUUUUGAAAAUCAUGGACAGGAAUCGACCCAACCGACACAGUUCUUGAAAACUGGAAAAAAUAAAUUUUAAAGAGUAUCAAACAGCAUAACCAAUUUCAAUAAAAUAUCUGUGAAGAAUUUUCAUCAUGACGUAAGAUUUACCACCUAGAAUAUCUCUAGCAGAUACUGGCUAUUUCAAUGUGAUGUAACAAUGUUUCACUCGUUUUAUUUUAAUUUUUUAUUUGCAACACAAAACUUGUAGAGGCAUUCAUUAUAUUUUCGCCUUUUUAGUUUUUUAACCAAAGUUAUAAUGUUAACAUAGCAAAUGAAAAUGUUAUCACUGUUUUAGUUGAUUGAUUAAUGUAUGUAUUUUAACAUAAACAAAUGCAUUGGGAAUUACAAUAAAAAAAUGAUAAAAAACACAGUUUUGAAUUGGUAUUAAAAACUCAUCUAAAAAUUUAAAAAACAAUAUUUGUUGUCGUAUAUUCAAUGUAAAGUCAACCACAGUGUUAGAAAUGUAGACUAUUUCAACAAGAAUACUAUUUGGAUUAACAAAUAUUAAUGUCGAAAAGUUUUCGUGAAUUUUCAGUUUAUAUUAAGGCCGAUGCAAAUAUUUAAUUUGUUUUAUGUCACCCCCCCCUUCAAAAAUCUCAAAAUAUUGAAGGGGCGAAAAAAAAAAACAUGGCGUCUCAUGACUCCAUUUUCAAUAGACAUUUUUUUUACAAGCAACUAUUUUUCAAUAGUUGAAAAAUAUUUUUUCAAUAGUUGGUAAAAAUUCCAAUUUUUCAAUAGUUUUUUUUUCGUUUGUUCCUUAUUUAUUUUUGUCCUCCCCCUCGUACCUGAUGAGAGGUCUCGGACAUAAAAGAAAAAUAAUAUUUGCAUCGGCCUAAUUAAUUAGAAUGAAAUUUGUGAAUAUUUUCUUUGAUAAAUGACUAUUGAAAUAGCAUCAGAAAUCAAUGUGCCUUAUCAGACCCGAUUGUUAAGUCAAUUUUGGUCUAUUCUGGACAUGAUAAAGCAUUGAAAUUUUGAUAGCACGGCUGCCAAAAAGUGCCUAUUCAAAAAAUAUUCAAUAGUGAUAAUAGUGAAAAAUUUUCAAAAAAAAUGGUUUACUGGAGCAAUUUUUAAUUUUACAGAGUUGGUGUCUUUGGCAAGAUAGUGUAUUGCAGUAGUAUCUACAAACUUGUAGAACAUAACACGUUGAAAUUUUACGAUAUAAUCAUGAAAAAGUUCAAAAAACUGAUUUUAAGGUUGUUUUUUAAACUUCCAUAUUUUCUCCCAAAAAAUGAACUCCAAACUAUAUGGUGUCUUCAGCAAAGAUACUUGAAAUUACUUGUUCUACAACUUUGCUAAAGACAUCUACCCUCUAAAAAAUUAUUUUGAAAAAAUAUUUUUUUGCUCGGGUUCACCCUACAGUUUUACCAUAAGUGAAUAUGCAUAAAAAUAGAGAAGAUUUUUCUGAACACAUCUUCCAAAGACACCUAUAUGCUAAAAUGUCAUCUAACGGCUCUUAGAGGUUUUGAUCGUCUUUUUUCAGAAUGAUCCCACUGUGGAGCGCGCGCCCGGGUGAUUUUUUAUAAUUUCACCGGGGAGAAUUUUAAAUCGCUCUCAGCGCACUGUUGUGUGGCCUAGUGCUCAGGGAGCUAAGAGAUUUAUUUCUACCCACCAAGCUUGCGCGCAUCCGAAUCGCAGUGGUGGAUCCACAUAUAAGAGACGGGCUCCUGUUGAGAUGCACAGCGUGAGUGGUGUAUUUUCUAUUUCUCUUUCCUACACUGAGGAUAUGGACAUCUCUGCAUAAGUUUAUACAAAACUAAAUGACAAAGACAAGAAACCUAAUCCAUGGUGUAGUGAGCUCUUGGAACAAAACAACAGAGAAAAAAAGAAACUAUAAGAAAACUGUAUUUUAGAUAAAAACUCUCACUUCUGGGGAAAGACCCAAACCAAAAAACAACACGAAACUAAACCAAAAACGAAAACGACAAAUGGAAAACAAAAACAUUAACUUUUAAGCUGUAAAUUUUCUCAAACAAACUGCAGAUAUUUUCUUAUGAAUGAAUAAAAUCUUAAACAAAACGCAAAAUCAAGGAAGCGGUCGCGGCUCAACGCGACCGUUUCCGCUUGUAUAGUACGGAUUUGUUUAAUGGAACAUUGAAAAUAGGAAAACCAAAAAACACUAUGUCACACGACACUGUCAUCCUUUACCUGUACGCUACCUACACGCUACACAAACACACUCAUGCAAAGUACUGUAACUAUUCAACCAUCCACUAUUCGCCAUAAUAUCAUAACAGUGUGUCAGUCAUGCUUAUUCGCUAAUUUUCGAAAUCAAAUUAUAUUGAUAUUGGUAUACCCCGGUUUAGUGGACAUUUUAAUUUUUGAAUUUUAUUUUUAUUCAAGUUCUAUAUUAAAAUUUACCAGAACAUAUAAAAACUGCAUGAAAACUGAGUAUUCGAUAAAAGGCUCGGAGUUUUUGGCAUGUAUUAGUAUUUCUCGCAUACAACUAUCUUGCUAGCUUGUUACGAUCGAAAUCUUUUGUCUACAAGAAUAUAUGGUUGAUUAAAAAGCCAAUAUUGCAUAAAUGUUCAAAAAAAUCAAAAAGUUCAGAAAUUCAUUCAGGGAUUCCUUUGAAAAUGUCUCGGAGGAUUUAUUUACCCUGGAAUUCCUUUACGAAUGGAUCACUAAAAUAACUAAAACGGCCGCUAUGGGAUGAACAGAUAGCGCCACCGUAGCCUUGUGUGUUUGACAUAACUCGACUGCUAGUGCUAUCACAAUGCUAAUGUCCAUAUACACGGAGAGACGAAACUACCCAAAAGUGAGUUCUUUCCACCCAACUUCGGGGUUGCGCGCGUCAAGCCAAUUUUGAGUUGAUAGAAUCGAUGUUUUUGUUGGGUUGUUACCGCUUGCUUCCAUGUGAAAAAAUACCUAAUUUUAAGUUUUUUUCCACCCAACCGAAAUUUUGACUAGGUUGUAUUCACUCAAAUUUGAGUACUGUGCUAGAAACUCAGUGUUGGCUUGACGCACGGAACUGCAAAAGUUGGGCUGUUUCUCUCUUCACUCUCUGACAACAACAGAAAGAGCGCAUGAAAAGGGAGAUGAAAAAGAACUCAAAAUUGAGUUUAAAAGUACCUAAUUUUGAGUUUUUCAGUUUCUCCGUGUACACUCAGCGAAAAAAACUAGCGAAAUUCAUCGGAAUACCUUAUGAAAAUUUGCUAUAACUAAUUCUUAUGGAUGACAUAAGAAUACCUUAUGAAAAUUGAUCGUGCUUACUAUGACAAAUUUCAUAAGACAGACUUAUGAAAAGAACAAAAAAAUCUUAAAAUAAUGCAGACUGGAUUCGAUCCAUGAACGUCGGGAUCACCGAGCCCGUGUUUUAUCCACACGGCUACCGACGCUUGAGAAUACCAUGUUGCUAAACAUGAAUAAAAGCCAAGCUGUGAGACGAUUUUACGUCAUAGAAUGACCUUAUGAAAUUCAUCCGAAUCAUUAUGAAUUAUUUAAAGGCCUUUUCAUAAGUUGGGUCUUAUGGAAAUCUUAAGGUUAUUUGGCUGAGUGUACAGUGGCGCCUUUGUUUAUGCGCGGAGAAUCGAAGACUACUUUAUCAAGAAGACAUGCAACUCUGUUAUUUUCCCAUACUAACGGCAAGCGUCACCGACGGCACCGCCGCCUGGUGAGCUAAGGUGGUACUUUUGAGUAAAAGUGUAAGAGUGUAUUGGUGCGAGUAUGGAAAUUUACACACACUAUCAUGAAUAGUGCCACCUUCAUCCGGGGUGGUGCUGCUAGCAGUGACUCCCGAUUUUCAGCAGUGCUGCAAGUCUUCUUGAUAAUGUGGUCUUCGGGAGAAAGCUAGAAAAGGUUGCCUCAUUGAUCCAUAGUGGUUCCGCAGCGCGGCGUCACGAACACUAAUGAAAAUCUACUGGUUGAAAAUAUGCCCGUUUGAUUUUGCCGGGAACAGCUGAUUUUUGUUUACUAUUUUCCGCCAGUAACUCAAGAUAGUGUUCGUGUAAUACAACGUGUACGUACACGCAAGCAGAAACCACUAUUACAACAAAAAUGCUGCAGAAAUGCCUCCAGGGAUCACUUUUGGAACUUGAUAGCACAGACAAACAGACAUAACACUUGCGAAAUUUCCAUCGACCACGCUUUUAACGAUCAUUUUAAAUUUUCAUAGUAGUAGCUUUCACAACCAGAGGCGCGCGCAUCGUUUUUCUAUGCGUUUGACGUUUCACACUAGCCCCUUCUGUUGACGGUAUUGCACAACACAAUGAUUCGUGCAACUUUUCCACCAGGUGAUGGUAGUGUGAACUGGGCGAUGGAUUUCCAUGAAAAUUGUUCAAGGUGUUACGUCUGUUUGUCUGUGUUGAUAGAAAGUGGAUACUGGUUGUGCUGUAUAUGCUGAAUACCUGGUAGUCUUUUGCUGCAGUUCUGCGAUGUUAAAUGAAAGUAAGUGAAUCCAGAUUUUUACAAUUUAAUUACGACGGUCUCGGAAGAAAGUUUACCAAAUCAAAUCAUUAUGCUACAGAUUAUUUAAAAAAUCCUCCAGAAGUGUCACGAAGAUUUGUUUACGAAAUCUGGUAUGAAUUGCGUUAUGCCACAAAAGUUCAGCCUAUUGGACGCAGUGGCUUAAUUUCCCCAAGAGGGGACGACAAAAAAAUGAAUUGCGUCGCCAAUUCCUCCAUGAUUUUUCAUAAAUCAUUUCAGAGAUUGUUUGAGAUAAUCGCUCAGGUAUUCCUUCAUAAAUUUCUCUGGAAAUUUAUUCAGAAAUUUAUCUUGGCAUUCGAUUUGAAGAUUCAUUUAGAAAAUCUACCAAAUUUUUUUUAUAGAAAUUAUUCUAUAAUUUUUUUUUUUAAUCUUCAGGGAAUUUAUUUGAGUAUUCGGUCGGAAAUUCUUUCACAGCUUCUAUCAAAAAAUAUUCCAUGGGUUCAUUCGGAAAUUUUCUUCAGAGAUUUGUUAUGAAAAUCAUCAUAUUCCACAAAUUCCACAUAAAAAAAUCUUUCAAAACAUCUUGCAUGAUUUACUUCACAAAUUCCUCCUUUUUUUUUAAAAAAAAAAUAGCCACGAAUUUAAGCCUUCCAAGGAUUUCACCAGGAACUUCCACAGCAACUUCCAUUUUUCGCCAGAAAUUCCACCGGGGAUUCCUCCAGAAGUUCCACUAAGAGUUGUAUAAGAAAGUAAGAAAGUCGUGUAUGAGUUUCUGCUGAAAUUUCUCCAGAGAUUUCGUUAGAAAGUUCUUCAGAGAUUUACCCCAUUUUUUGAGACCUUUUUAGCAUUCUCCACGAUUUUUCAAGGAUUUAUUCCAAAAUUUUCUCCAGAGUUUGCUUUAGAAAUUGCUUCUGGGAUUUUUUUUUGAAUAUCUGAACUUAUGUCAGAAAAUUUUCCAGGGAUUUCUUUAGGAAUUCCUCCAGGGAUUCUUUUAAUAAAAAUUGUUAGAUUCAUUCGAAAAUUUUCUGCAGGGAAUCCUAUAGAAAUUGCCCUAGGGCUUUCUUCAAAAAAUUUUCGAGGGAUUGUUUCAGAAAAUAUCUCAUGGCUUUUAUUAAUAAAUCGACUAAUAAAAUCUUCAAAAAUAUCUCCAGAUUUUCCUCCUGAGAUUUCUUUACACACAUCCCAAAGGAUUACUUUGGAAAAACUUCCACAGAUUUUUCGAUAAUUCUAUCAUGGACCCUUGCCGAAUUCCAUCCUACGAUUCAUUUUGAAAUCUUGAACGAGUUCCUAAACAAAUCUCCCAGGGAUUCUCAAAGAUUUUUUUUUCAGAGUCACGUUUGGAAACUCCUUGAAAAAUCUUCCAGGAUCCAUUCCAUCCACUUCAAUCACUUUAGAAUGUCCUCCAGAAAUUUCUCCAAGAAAGUCUUGCACGGAGAGCUUCCAAAACUGUUGCAUGGAUAAGGGAAUCCAUACUUCAAGAAUUCCUUUCAAAAAAUCUGGCUUAGAUUGUUCCAGAAAUUCAUCUACGAAUUUCUUCAGAUUUUUUUUUUAUAGAGAUUGCUCCAACAGUUUUCCAAUACAUUUAUUUAGAAAAUAUUCCAUGAACUUACCCAAAAAUAAUCCAUGGAUUUUUUUUAAUAAACUGAUUCACGGAUUCAUUGAGGAUCAGAAAUUCAAAACUCCUUCAAUUUUUUUUCAAAAGCUAUUUAAUAAAUUUUCUCCAAUGAUUGCUUUAGAAAUUCUACAAGAGAUUAUAAAGAAAAAUCCCAAGAUUUAUUCACACUCUUUUAGAUAUUUCUUCAAGACAUUGUUCUUUCAGAAGUUUUUAAAUUUCAUCUGAAAUUUCUUCAGUGAUACUUUCGGAUAUAUCUUUAGAGAUUUCUUCAAUAUUCAUCGAAUUACUUCAGAAAUUUCAGCAGGAAUUUCUUCAAAAGUUGUUCCACGGAUUCUUUCAGAAGUUGUUCUAGCGGUUCCUUCAGAGAUUCCUCCAUGUAUUCAUAAAUAAAAUAUUUAGGAUUUUUUUCGGAAAUUUCUCUUUGUUUUUUUUAUUCAAGAAUAUCUCAAGAGGUUUUAUUAGGUAUUCCACCAGGGGUUUACAGGCGUUUCUUCAGGUAUUUCUUCUUGAGUUUCUUCAGAAAAUUUAUCUAUGGAUUCUUAAAAUAUUCAAGUUUUCACGGAAAUUUUCCAGGCUUUUUUAAUAUUUUUUUUUUCAAUUUCUUCAGCGAUACUUUCGGAUAUAUCUUUAGAGACUUCUUCAAUAUUUCUAGAAUCAUUUCAGAAGCAUCAGCAGGAAUUUCUUAAAAAGUUGUUCCAUGGAUUUUUCAGAAGAUGUUUAGCAGUUCCAUUAGGAAUUGCUCAAGCGAUUUAUUCAGUGAUUUCUCCAGGAAUUCAUCCAUGGCAAUAUACCAGUGAAGGGACGCUGAAAUCGGAGAACCUUGGCUAUAACUAGCUCUGAUUUUACCAUGACAGCACUGGAAAUAAUUUAUCACACAUCUUUUCAGUAAUCUGCCAAAGCAUUACAAUGGCCUUUUUAUGGAAUUUCUUACAAAAUCUGGAAUUCAAGCAGCUGAGUACACGCCAAGAAAGUAUAAGGCAUCAUCCAAAAAUAUAAAAAUAUAUUAAAAUUCUCGGGGAGGACGUCAUAAGAAAUGUUGGAAGAAGUUUGUUAGAAAGCUUUGAGGACAAGCCUGGCGAAUGGGCAGUUUGCAUGCAUCUAUCGAAAAUGUUGUGAUUGCCAAGGGAUCCGUAAAAAUCAUCACCAGAUAAUCAUCCCAUAUACUCCGCUCAUCGUGGUUAUCGACAAAGCGAGAGAUAUUUUUAAAAAAUUAGUAAGAAAUGGAAGUAUGACAUUAUGGAAAAUAUAUAAUACUAAGUAUGUCAUGAGGUAUGCUUUGGCGCUAUUAUGGGUACUUCACAAAACAAUGUAUUGAUAGGAUGUGCUCCGCGUGCCAAAAGGCUGAAAACCCCUGCAUUAUAAUUCACAAUAGUAAAAACUGCAAGUUUAAUAAAAAUAACUUGUUUACCAUUAAAAAAAUGUACAUAAAAUUGAGGGUCUAUAUAAUCGGGAGUCCUCUAUUGGAAUAUUUUACGACAUUUUUGGGGAUUAGACUUGGCGUGUCUGUUUCUUUAUCAAUUUCUAUAGAAAUUUAUCCGGCAAUUCCUUUAGGAAUUUCUUCGAGUUUUCCUUCUCGAAAAUUAUUGUGCAAAUUGAUUCAACAAGUUCAUUUUCAAUUAUUUUGAGUUUUUUUAAAUAUCGCAAUCCCUUUGUAAAUUCGAUCAGUAAGCACAACUAGAAAUUAGAAAAGAAAUAGCUGAGGAAAUUCUCAAAACAAUUGUCAAAGUAAUUUUCAGAGGAAAAAACGAAACAACUUUCUGAAAAAUUUCAAAAUAAUGGCCUAAGAAUAUUUUGGAAAAAAGGACAUGAAAGCUUCCUAUGAAAUUUUCAAAGAACAUUUGAACACCGUAGUGAUUCACAAAGGGAUUUCCGAAUUCUCGAUGAAAUAUCCAAAAGAAUUCUCAAAGAAAUUUUUGCGCAAAUUUUAAAAAAUGUCAAAAAACUUUGCCGGAGCAGUUUUUGGAGAAAUAAAAAUAAUUUUAAUGAAAUCUCAAAGAAUUACAUAAAUAAUUUGAAUAAAAUUACUGAUAUUCAACCCAAGACAUUUCUGUUCAAAUGCUAAUUGCACAGACAAACAGACGUAACACUCUGAUAAUUCUCAUCGUACACCGAUUUAUCGGUCUUUUUCAAAAUAUGAUAGUUGGCCAACUGCCCAACCGUGGCGCUCGCAUAGUUUUUGUUCAAGUUUGACGUUUGCUCACUAUCGCCACCUAGUUGGUGGUCGGCCAAACUUAGUCUUUUUAGCAUUGGGCGAAUAUGCUUCCGUGACUAUGAUUUGAAUCGAAAAAUGUUCGAAGUGUUACGUCUGUUUGUCUGUGCUAAUUGUAUUGCUCAAAUAGUUUCAAUUUCCGAAAAUUUUUCUAAAUUUGUAUCCAAAGAAAUUCCCAAAGGGAAUUGGGUUCUUCAACGGUGUUGAGAUAAUUUCAUACUAUAAAUCUGCACGUCAAACUGAGCUGAAAUCUAAAUUUUCAUGUUUUUUUUUGUGAUCGGGAAGCUAUUUGAAAUCCAAUUUGAAGUUUGUAUGGAAGCGAUUUGUUGAAUCACGCCUAGUCGGAUUUUGUACUGGGUGGAGCUGUCGUCAAGCAGUUGCCCAAGGCGAUUUCAAAAAAAUCUUUUAAGAUUGAUUUUAGGUAUCAAAAUAAAGUUCUAAAAAUCUUUAAAAAACAUGGUGGUUCACAAAAUUGAAUUGAAAAACAUUUUACAAAAUUGAAAACCCAAUUUUUGUUUAUAAUUUCUCAGGAAGUUUUUAAGGAAUUUAAUCGAGCUUUCCUUUGCGAAUCUCCUUGAAAAUUCUUUUACAAAUUGGUUUUCAAAAAAUUUCAAUUUUUUCGGCAAUUGUUUUUUUUUUUAUUUUUUUUUAUGGUAAUUCCUUUUUUUUUUCGUUCAGCAAGAACAACUGGGAAUUUCAAAAGAAAUGGCUGUAGAAAUUCACAAAUAAAUUGUCGAAAUAACUCGCAGAGAAUAAAAUGAAAAAAAAAUCUAAAAAAAAAUCAGAAUAACGGUUUAAGAAAUUACCAGAAGAAUCGUCAUGAAAGAUUCACAUGAAAUUUUUGAAGAAGAUUUGAAAGGAAUUGCUGGAAGAUUUUUCAAAGAAAUUACCGAAGGAAUUUCGAGAAGAAGAAGAAGAAGAAAGCCCAAAGUAUAUAUGUAGCAAAGAAAUUUCCACAAAAAAUUAAAAAAAUCAAAAUGAUAUUUUGCUUAAUUUGACAUUUUUGAUGAAAUUGACACACCUCCCAUCCACCCUCUUCAAUCAUUACUAUAUGUCACACCGCUGAAACAUAGUCCUCAAGCAAUUUGUACGUUUUCAAAACAGGGGAAAAGCUUUAACAAUUGUACUGAGAAAAGGGAACCUCACUAAAAACCGAAGCACAUUGGAAGGAAUCAGUUUCUACGAUGCUAUGUACCUAUAUAUCUAUAAAUCAAGGCGAUAAAACGUUAGACACCGCGCAUUUGUCUUGAUUCGAAACUACUUUUUGGAAAUCAUGUAAAAAUUGUACUCCAAUCCUUGCGACUUCCUCUAGCAGAUGAUGAAAGGAAUAUUUCCAUUGGACAAACAAGUACUCAUUUAUCUUUGAGAAAAUCGUAGAAUUAGGGAAGCACAAAGUUGCAAUGUACCCCCGUAGAAUGCCUUCUAUUGUCCCUAUUACCCCACAUUCACACAAUCACAUACUCACACACCCUGUAGCCUUCUGAACAUAGGAUUUAUAUGCACCAUCUAUAAAUAUACUUGUAUGCGGAGCUAGACUUUAUACACAUAUAUAUACACGAACACACUUUUUAUCACGUGGACUAGAAAAGUAUGGAAACAACAAAAUCAAACCUAUCAUCGUGAGCCAAAGACCUAAUGCAAAAGAAAAACAAAACUAUAUAUUUUGUACAUAUAGAAACAAACUUACUAUAGUUCAGUGUCCUAGCAAGACAAACAAUCACUUUUAAUAAAAAAAAAAAACGCUGUACCACAUGGGCUCACUGUCACAGACGAGCCAUAUUUGAAAAUAUAUUUGUAAAACAUUGGAUAUUUGAAUUAUACAACAACUAUUGAUACAAAUAAGUCAUUUAUUGCUGUUGGUUCAACUUAGACAAAUUUUUAUUGCGGAUUUCAAACAACUAGAUCAAUUUGAUCAAAAUUAAAAUGUACCAGAUGCUGUCUGUUAUGAUUCCAUCACUCAAAGCUGUUUUAUAUUUUUAUUACAAGAAAAAAAACGAGACUAUAAUUGUUUCACUGUGUAUUCGUUAUAAACAAUAAAACUGUUCAAUUAUUGUAAAAACGAAAAGAGUAAAGAGAACAACAUAUUACAUUUGGAAAUAAACUAGGGACGUAACAUAGAUGGCGUAGUACAUUCAUACAUGAUAGCUAAAUCGAUUAAUAUAAAAUUGUAUCCUACGUACUCACACAGAAGAGAAAAAAAAGAAACUUACCAUGUACAUUUCAGAGCUUAUACUUCGACACAUGCCAUGCGAACGCAUCUCCAGCCAAAAAAAUGAUCGAUCAUUUGGUACCUAUCCGUUUGAAGUAGACCUCAACAGGCUGACCAUAUGUGUGUGGUAUGCCUAUAUCUUAAAAACAGUACUUUUUUUUCCUACACCAACCAAGUGAUAGAAAACCACAAUGGGUCACCACUCAAAAUAGCCAAACCGUGAAACAAAAAUCUAUCAAAAAUCAGAUCUAUCCAGAAGAAGAAAAUCUUAAAAGAAAAAUGGUUCGAUCUAAUCGAAGGGUAUAUACAUGCGUACUUUUAAGAGCUGAACUUAAAAAAAUGUAAUUGGACAUUGGAUUUUUUUUAGUUUUCGAAAAAAAACGUCAAGAAUAAAGAGAUAAUUGUGCAUCUAUCAAA
This is a messenger RNA of Aedes albopictus (Asian tiger mosquito), 19238 nucleotides long. It is a transcript of the gene unc-13-4A, whose product is annotated as BAI1-associated protein 3. Gene Ontology annotation, cellular component: secretory vesicle. The coding region runs from base 1894 to 6093 and encodes 1399 amino acids. The transcript has 16 exons. The record is from RefSeq and is a predicted model, not a curated record. Lineage: Eukaryota; Metazoa; Arthropoda; Insecta; Diptera; Culicidae.